Molecule: messenger RNA, 1668 nt
Organism: Cercopithifilaria johnstoni
Lineage: Eukaryota; Metazoa; Nematoda; Chromadorea; Rhabditida; Onchocercidae
Source: the annotation of a GenBank genome assembly
AUGGGCGAGAAUUUGCAUUACGCUGUGCGUGGUUCCAAUGGAUUCAGUAUUAUUAGGGGUAUUAGCUCACCUUCAAGGAUAUAUGACAAGUCUGAGGAUCCCAAGUCGCAUCCCUGUAGAGUAUUUCAAUUCAGUAAUACUGGACAAUAUUUUUGUUACUGCGAUACUGUCAGAACAGUUUUGCUGGAAAGUUCCACUGGAAGAGAAAUAUUUAAUGUUGAUUUACCGCGCACUCAGCAAAUCGUCUUUUCUCCAAGGGACCGUCUAUUGGCAGCAUAUGAACCAUAUGUUUCUUAUGUUGCAAAAACGACUGAAAAUAUCGAACAACGACAACCAACACCAAAUCUCAGGUUAUGGUCUCUUCCCGACGGGAAGCAUAUCACUACAUUAAUUGCUCAAAAGCAGAACUCAUGGAAAAUUCAGUGGACUGAUGAUGAAGUUUAUUCAAUUCGUUUGGUCGGAUCCGAAAUUUUGAUUCACAAAUAUAACUCAUACGAGAAAUAUGAAUCAAAACUAGUGAUCCGAAAUGUUGAAAGUUGCUCAUUGAGCUCUGGGAUGGAGCCACAUCAUCUUGCAGUAUAUAUUCCUGCAUCUGGUGGACAACCUGCAUUGGUACAACUGAAGAGGUUGGAUCACAAAUUCACUACUGUGGCCAGCAAAACUCUCUUUAAAUGCGACAAAGUUAAUUUGUUGUGGAGUUGCAAAGGAAGUGCAAUGAUAGUAAUGGCCAUAGUGGAUGUUGACACUUCAAAUAAGAGUUACUAUGGUGAACAGAAUUUGUAUCUUGUGGCAGUAAAUGGUGAUAGUUGUGCUGUGCCGCUAGAAAAGCGUGGACCAGUCUACUGCGCUAAAUGGAGUCCUAGCGGGAAACAGUUCGCAGUUUGUUAUGGAUUUAUGCCUGCUCGGGUUACCUUAUACAAUUUGAAAUGUGAUCCAGUUUUCGACUUUGGAGAAGGCCCACGAAAUGAUGUCUAUUACAAUCGAUUUGGAAAUAUCUUGAUACUUUGUGGUUUCGGAAACAUUGCAAGUGGCCGUAUGCAAUUUUGGGAUGUUGAAGCUCGACGUGAAAUUGUUACCAUGGAAGCACCAAAUACUACAUUAUUGGAAUGGGCACCAGACGGUCAGCAUUUGAUGACUGCUACUACUGCCCCAAGACUUCGGAUCGAUAAUUGCUUCAGGAUAUGGCACUACAGUGGUCGUUUGCUUUACGAAAAUCGUUAUGAUUCUCCUUCUGAGUUAUGGCAGGUACAAUGGCGUCCUGUUCCUGGAAACAUUUACCAUUCCUUUUCGAUUCCAAUUUUGACAGUUGAAGACAAAGCAAAGGCUGGUUUACUGGUGCAAAGGAAGAACGUAAGCGAUGAACACCCAGCUAAUAAUUUGUCAGUUGGCGCAAUCAGUAAAAAUGGAACUUAUGUGCCUCCGCAUUUGCGCAAAGGUGCAUUAGUUUCGACGAAGAAUGCCUCAAAAAUGGCGGUAUCGUUUCCAAGUUCAAAAGCUCCAUUGUCUGAAAAAGAGAAAAGGAUACGUGCAUUGCAAAAAAAGAUCGAUGAUAUUGAGAAGCUAAAGAAACGGAAAGAAAGCGGGCAACCUUUGGAAGCAAAUCAGAUCGCAAAAAUUGAUAAAGAAGAUGAGAUUAUUGAAGAAUUAGAAAAAUUAAAAGUUGCCUAA